UACCAAGCCCCGCCUUCAUAUCAAGCUCCACCCUCCUAUCAAGCUCCUCCUUCGUAUCAACCCGCACCAGCAGCUCCUUCAUAUAAGGGAUCUGCACCGUAUCAGGCCGCUCCAAGCGCCGGUGCCAUUGCACCUGCACCACCUAUGCCAACUGUUGCUUCGCCUCCUCCGAUAGCGUCGACGUAUGUUCCUGCGGCCACCUUAAUAAAAAGGGAUGACGAAGAGGCGAAGCAGGUUACCGAACGAGAGGCCCUGUCAGCGGGACAGGAUGUUAUAAAG
Molecule: messenger RNA, 279 nt
Organism: Ostertagia ostertagi
Lineage: Eukaryota; Metazoa; Nematoda; Chromadorea; Rhabditida; Trichostrongylidae
Source: the annotation of a GenBank genome assembly